AUGGGAAAAUGGACUGCACAAAGCUAUGAGACAGAGUUAAUUUCAAAGUUAAGACAGAUAAUUGAGGAUAUCAACGAGAGAAAGAAUAAAGAUGGAGAUACACAUUAUACUUUUGAAGAGUUUGUAGAGAACUUGGAUGUGAAGAGCAAGAAUACUAGACAUUUCAUUGAGGAUUUACUUAGAGAGACUUGUGGAUCAAGGAGAAGUAGAGGUGGAGAGUAUUAUGGCAUUCCAUUGAACUUCCAGACAACAACAUCGACAUCUGGACAAUCAUCUUCAUCCUCCUCUACGUCAUCGUCAGGACAAUCGUCUUCAUCCUCUUCACGUGGGCAUCAAUGGUAUCCCAAUCGUUACCUGAUCACACAGUCUCAGCUGCCUCGAACAUAUCUUCAAAUGCAACAAUUACAACAACAACAACAGUUGCUACCUACACAACCACAGACACAGGCACAGACACAAGCUCAGUCCCAGUCACUGGCACAGCCACUGACACAAACACAAACACAUAUACCAACAACACUUCAUCAACAUAUAUUACAACAUCAACAGGCUCAAGAGGCAUUGAAUAGGGCAUCGGUGAAUACCGACCGAAUCACAAGCGAGCUCAACAACAGAGUUCAGAACCUUCAUUCAACAAUGGCCUCCACACUCUCGUCAUUCAACUCAAUGACUCAGGGAACGUCGUCGUCGUCCGCCGCACUGCCAUCAUCACAGAGCACGGGCAUCAUCGCCUCAACAAUCCCAGCAAGCAACUCUUCAUCCUCUUCAUCAGCCAAUUUCACAUUGAGCGCAGUGCCACAGCUCUCGUCUUCAUCGUCGCCGUCGUACGCGCCCGACUCACCAUCAAUCAUGUACACAUAUCCCUUCCAUCAGGAGGGCACCGAACCCUCUUUCAUCCCUGUAUCACCACCCCUGUCAUCAUCAACUCGCCACAUCCGAUAUAUCCCGAUCACAAGCGGUCGCGCCUUUUCCAAUGUCUCAUUGAUCAACUCGCCUCCAUCGUCUCCACCACAGUCAAGUCACAUCUCUUUGCAAUCAACUCAACUCAUCUCAUCACCAAGCAACAGCAUCAAC
Messenger RNA from Acytostelium subglobosum LB1, 1074 nucleotides. RefSeq lists its product as hypothetical. The record is from RefSeq and is a predicted model, not a curated record. Lineage: Eukaryota; Evosea; Eumycetozoa; Acytosteliales; Acytosteliaceae. The transcript is spliced from 2 exons. The annotation marks the transcript as partial.